Molecule: messenger RNA, 1593 nt
Organism: Halichondria panicea
Lineage: Eukaryota; Metazoa; Porifera; Demospongiae; Suberitida; Halichondriidae
Exons: 7
Coding region: 71-1414 (447 amino acids)
Molecular function (GO): protein binding
Source: RefSeq, a predicted model, not a curated record
GAAAGUUCAACCUAAUUAUUGUAACCACCCACUCACUUUAAUCAUAAAUGUGGAUAUACAACUAUAGAGAAUGUACCAACUACUCUUUAUCAUUGCUGGAUGCUCAUUGACUGUUCAGGCCACUCCAGGACUAGUGCUGCCAGUAGAGAGAACCACUGGACUAGGUUGUAUACCAGAGGGAAGCACUGUCAGUUACGAGUGCACUGUCAGUGAUACAUCAAAUCCUCUUAUUGCCUCUACAGUGUGGCAAGGGAGUGCAUUUACCUGUUCCUUGUCAGAGAUAAACUUACGUCAUUCUUCAUUUGAACCUAAUGGAGUGAGCGGCUUUUGUGGUGACCUGUCUGCCAUGAGUGUUGGGGUCAAUGGAAAUGAGUACACCUCAAGACUGACUUUGACAGCAACAACGGAGUUGAAUGGAAUGACUAUUAAUUGUACUCUAAGUUCAGUAGUAGACUUUGGAAGUGAUACAGUAAAAAUCGGAGCCUCUUCCUCUCCCCCUCAAGACGCCAUAGUGGAUAUUACUUCCACCUCAUCCCUAACUGUUAGUUGGACCCCACCCUUUAAUGCCAGCAAUGUGGGAGGAUACAUGUUCACAGUGACUGGAGAGGAUUGUGGAUGUGAGAGUAUUAUCAGUCCUAGUACUACCAGUGUGAGCUGUUCUGGAUGGACGGCCAAUGGUCAGACCUGCUCUUUUGAAGUGAGGACCAUCUCUCAAGAUUGUGGAUUCACCAGUUUGAUUCCUAUUACUACAAUUGUGACAUUGGCUGUUCCUGCAUCCACUAGUGGCCUCAAUGUGUCACCAGUGUAUCACUUGAAUGGGAGUGUCCAAUACAUUGAUGUGGCAUUCAUGGGUGUGAAUGCAAUAAUUAUCGGUGGUGGCAUCUCAGAUACAAUCAGCUACACAGUAAUGAUUGGAUCCCUGUCUUUCACUGGAGCUCAAUGUAACACUACAUGUACCCUCAAAGUGCCUGGCUCUCAGCUCACAGAGGAUGGACUGCUCAUUGUCAAUGUGGUAGCUUCUAAUGCUGUAGGCAGCGGAGACCCUGUUACCUUCCCAAUGCCAGUUCCUACCAACUUGCUUGGUCAGGUGAUUGUCAACGUAACAAUUAAUGUGGCCGACCGUGUUGUCUCUUGUCAACUACUGAACUCAUUUCCUGAAACCACCCUAUUUGUCUUCUUGAUCAUUUAUGGCCCCUCCCCAAACAAUUGUGAGAUGUACAUAACCAGCUCCAUGAUUGGAGUGGCUCGUCCUGGAAACACUAUAACACUAAAUCUAAUAGAAGACGUCACCUCAGGAACAGUAUACUGCUACACUGUGUCAGUGAGCUAUAGAUCAGAUGCUCUAAUCAUUGAUGGAACAUUUAGAUCAAGUAAACUGUCAGGAUCUUUGUACACUGCACACUGGCUUUCCUGACGAGUCUUUUUCUUACGGCGGUAGCUAAAGAAACAGCCAAUACCAAAAACAACAGUGAACAGAGCUCCAAGGACGACAAUAACAACAAUCACGAUGACAGCAACAAGCCAUGCGACUGGAACUACAGAAGAGAGAUUGGGUCAAAGAACUAUGCAUAUACCGACACAUAUUUUACAUAC